Brassicogethes aeneus is the source of this 8754-nucleotide messenger RNA. The record is from the annotation of a GenBank genome assembly. Lineage: Eukaryota; Metazoa; Arthropoda; Insecta; Coleoptera; Nitidulidae.
AUGGACAAAGGCGAUCACAAAGACAAAGAACAUAAGGAUGUUGAAGCGACUGUAAGUAGGAAUGAAGAAACUAAAAAAUUAGUUAAACAAGAAGGCAAAAUAGACAAAAGAAUCGCCGACAAAUAUAACAAAAAACCAAAUAUAAAGAAGAACGCGUUUAAAAUACCUUUAUUAAGUAAAAAACUACCAGAGACUAUAACAAGCAGUAUUGUAAAUAAUGUUCCUGUGCCAGUGGUUGAACCGCCGAAAAUUGUGCUACCUCUAAAAAUGAUGCCUCCACUAAAUUUAGCCGAAAUCAUGCACCCCCAUGCCACUGCAUUACUAACCAAUAAUUUAAAAAAACAAAAUAGUAUGAAUGCACCAACGAAUAGUUUUCAUGACAGUUACAGGCAACAAAAUAGUAUAUCUGUACCCAUACAACAGAAUAUUCCAAUACCUCAAAGUCCUAUAAUCAAUAAUUUUGGUGGCCCUAAUAAUAUUAGCCCUCACAAUAACAGGCCCAUACGAAAUGAACAAAAUUUCAACAGACCAAAUUUUAAUAAUAUACCAAAUGAAUUUGAGGGUCGACCAAACGACUUUAAUGGACCACAAUUUCAUAGACCGCCUCAAAACGAAUUCGACAACUUUCACAACCAACAAGAUUUCCACAACAGACCGAACUCUCAAAUGCAGUUUAGAGGUCCUCAACAGCACAAUAAUCCCCAAUUGAUCCAACGGAAUCAAUUUAAAUUUGAACCCCCUCCACCUGAUAUAAACUUAAACAAUUUUAAAAUGGGGCCUCCACCAAAUUUAGCCGAAAUCAUCCAGCUUAAUGCCACGGCAUUAAUUGGCAAUAUAGUUGGUAAUUUACAAAAACAAAAUUGCAUAAAUGUACCAACGAAUAGUUUUCAAAACAGUCACGGGCAACAGAGUAAUAUAUCUGUACCCAUACAGCAAAAUUUACCAAUACAACAGAAUAUUCCAAUACCUCACAGCCCUAUAAUCCAUAAUUUUGGUGGCCCUGAUGCUAACAGCCCUCACAAUAACAGGAUACCUCCCAUAAGAAAUGAACAACAUUUCAACAGACUAAAUUUUAAUAAUUUACAAAAUGAAUUUGAGGGUCGACCAAACGAUUUCAAUGGACCACAAUUUCAUAGACCGCCUCAAAACGAAUUCGACAACUUUCACAACAGACCGAACUCCCAAAUGCAGUUCAGAGGUUCGCAACAGCACGAUAAUCCGCAGUUCAAACAACGGAAUCAAUUUAAAUUUGAACCCCCUCCACCUGAUACUGCCGGUAUGCCCUUGCUUUUACCGCAAGAAGACAAGGGUUUUUGUAGCGACCAGAAGAAUUUUUAUCAUGGAGAAAUCAAAGAGCACAUAUCUCCAUGGAAUGGAUCGCAGAAUAAUUGGAAUAGAGGUAGAGGGAGGUUUCACAAUAACAGUGACCCCAGAAGGGGAAGGGAAUAUGAGAAUCAUGAUUUUAAACAGCCACAAACUUCCAACUUUGAACAUCAAGAUACCCACAACAGCCCCAGCUUUAGAAAGGAAGACCCCAUUCCAAACUAUAGGAACCCCGGACAAGUCAGAGAAGAUUUUAGGCAACAAAAUAAGUCGGCAAACAAAAGAGGAAGAUUUAGAGGUCGAGGAUUCCAGCACAAUAGAUCUAGAGGUAAAUCUGAAGCAAGAGAGGUUAAAGAUCGGCAGGAUUUCCAGUACAGAAACCAAUUCGAUUUGGUUGAUAGUGCAAAUGAUGAUAAUAGACCAAGGUCUAGAUCACCACCAAAGGAAUCGUUUCAUUCCCCGCUGGAUAGUUGGUAUGUAAGCGACAAAAACCUAACUGAAAAAGAUUACGAGGUUCAGAACGUUAACAUCCCCAAAAUUAAAAAGGAUUUUACAAAAGAUAUCAUUAAAACUGCAGAGGAUGAAUCUAAUGUUGUUGACCCGGAAAGUGACGCAGUUAAUUCAGUGGAGAAAGGAGAAUUAAGCACGCAAGAACCAGAAGCAACAAGUAUUCCUGAAAACCCGGAAAUACAACCGGAAGUUGUAGAGUCCACUUUCAAAACUACUACUGAAACACCAUCUUCAAGUGUACAAGACGACCCCAUAGAGGAAAGUAAAGUAAAAACUGACAAAAAAGAAACUCCAGCAGAAGAAGAAAAAGACACUACAGAAGAAGUUACAUCGACGCAACCACAUCCACAAGAAGAAACCAAACCCGAAAGCAGUACAGCAGAACAAAAUAUUUUGGCGAAAUUUUUUGCCAAUCUAAUGGGUAGUGGGAAUAAAGAAGACAAAAAAGGUGCCCUCCUAUCGUUGAUAAGCACUUUCACCGACAGUUUUAGUGAUACGCAGAUCAAGAAAAUUACUAAUAUUAUUAAAGAUGCAAGCUCUGAAACGGAUGAACAGGCUGCCAAAACUACAGAAAAAGAAAGAGCGGUGAUUGAUCAUGAAGAGGAGAAACCCGUCAAGAUUGAGGAGGUUAGCGUAGUAAAGGCUGAACCGGUACAAGUCUCUGUGGGGGAAAGUAUAAAGAAGAAAAAAAGAACGACUCCGACAAAACCCAAGAGACACAAAACAGAAUUAGAAUUGUUGCCGGGAAAUAUUCAAGACAUGUUUAUACGUGACGGUGAGUUGACGGCGAACGGCAAAAGGAUGUGUAGGAUGCUGAAAUCUGAUCCAAAAGCACUAAAUACAGACACAAAGGAUAAAGAGAAGAAUAGUGAAAAGAAGAUUCCAAAGGAAGAAGACAGUAAAAAUGCAAUGGAUAUAAAUUAUAUGACGAACGUUAAGGUUGUUCUUAAUAGAAUAUCGCCUAAAGAACUUCUGAAACUACGCAUCCCCAAAUCAUUAUUUCUUAAGGAAGAAAUUGAUGCAGAACCAUCUAGUAUCUCUUUAGAAAGUGAAGAUUUGAAAAAAGGUGAGAAGGAAGAAGAGAAAAUUGACAAUGAAAAUACGAAGAAAAAAAAGGUAACCAAACGUAAACGUAAGACCUUCUGGACCAGCGGUUUAAAUAAAAAACGGAAAAAGAGGAAAGCAGAUAAAGAUAAAUUAAUCGCUGAAACAACGGAUAAGCCGUUCGUUAAACCACACGUUUGUUAUCUCAAGGAAAAAAACAAAAUGCAGUGCAAGUUGUGUCCGUUCAGUAGCAAAUACUUGGCGCACCAUUACAUUAUGAACCACCCUGAAGAAGAAAUGUGGUUUACACGUCUAACAAAGGAAAACGCCAAGUUGGCCGUGGAGGAUGCCAAAGUAAACAUGAAAAAAUACGAACAGUUAACAACCGCGUUCAAACUUCACAAGAAAUACCAAUUUGCGUGCUGUUUUUGUAAAUACAAUAAUUCGAUGUUUCCCAUUUCGUUUUACGACCACGUGACACUGCAUACAGGGGAAUUUAGGUAUAAAUGUCAAGAUUGUAACUUCGUAAACAAUAACAGAAAAGGUAUAAAAAAUCACAUACAAAAAAAUAAAUCCCACAAACGACAUGCCCUACCCAGCAAACUAUCUGGCAUAUACACCUUCUUGUUUAUGUGUAACGAGUGUAAUUAUUGCCAAAUAGACAAGGGGAAUGUUAAAAAACACGUAAAUAAUACCCACGGAAAGAACGUCAAGAUUACGAAGAUUAUUUCUUCCACCUUACCUAUACUAGAUGCGGACGAUAAGGAUAGCCUCCAAAAGAGAGUAAUGAAGUUAGAGAAGGACGAAGUAGAGACAAAAACAAAACAUGUAGUCAAAAAGAGGAAAUGCGUCAAAAUUAAGGCCAUCAUUGAAGAUAAAGAAAUUAAUAAAAAAAACAAUAAAGAACCACCCAGGAAAAAAAUUAAACGGGACAAGAAGUCUUCCAAUUUCCGGUCGCCAUUGAUGAAAGCAUUAAAAUUAGAUAAUCCCGAUGAAGAAUCAAAAUCAUCUCCACUUAAUGCAUCUGCAAAUUUCGAAAGCGAUCAUGAAAUAAACUCUAUAGUUUUGCAAAAACAAGUUAAGGAAGAAGCAACACAUAUUAUACCUGCGGCGGAAAUCAAGAAGGACAUUGAAACGAUUGACUUUACUUGCGAUACUGAUUACAAUGAGGACAACUUGUUAGGUUCUGGAUUACAGAAUGCAAUUUCCUUCAAGUCCGAACCUGACGAAGAAGAUGAGAUCAUCCCGGAACCGGAAUUAGUCCUCCUUCCUGGUAUAGAGCGACCACCUACACCGGCAAUGCCAGUACUAGAAAAGUCCAUUAAUAAAUCUGUCGUCGUGGAAGAACCUGUACAAAAACCGACUGUUAUUAUAGAGCGACCAUUAACACCUGUUAUGCCAGUACUAGAAAAAUCAGUUAAUAAACCGGUCCAACCAACUGUGAUAAACGAUGUUAACGUUAAAGCUUGUUUGGACCAGAGUAUAAUAUUCAAUGGUUGCUGCGUUCAAGUUAUUAAAAAUGACGACAUAUUAACGUAUUCGUGCCAAGUGCUGCCUUGUGUUUACAGCUGCGAAAAUCAGGCUUCCUUCAUGAAACAUUGCAAGGAGCAACAUGCGAACAUUGAUAAAGUUAAUUGUGACGUAUGUAAGAUUAAUGUCGAUGGUGGUACGAUGGAAGACAUGUUCAGACAUGUUUUAAAUGUACACUUGAAUGAAUUUGAAACUUCACCGCGUUUGAGUUUACUGAAAAUGAGAAGACUAAGCGGCGACCAAUUGUCAACUGUAAUUGAUAUAACAGGUGACUUAAGUAACAGCGAUAUGGAGAAGGAUAAAAUAGUUAGUGAAAACGUUAUUAAAAGUGAAAUACCGGAACAACUACAAGAUAUUCAAGUCGCUUCAGUGCCGGAACAAUCCGUUGAGUUUAAGAACCCAUUCGAAUUUAAAAUAUCUGGAGUCAUGUCCUUGGCAGAGGAACCAGUUGUGUCACCACUGAGACCGCUAAAACUAACACCAACCAAAAUUAAUUCCAAUAUUUUCUGGUCCAAAAUGAACGACGACGAGUUGAAGAAGCCGAAAAAAAGUCAGUUUGCGAUGGCCAAAUUUUUGACCGCUAUAAGGGAUCUAUACAAAUGUCCAGUGUACUCUUGCAUGUUUUCAUCCAACUUCCGCGAUGAAUUCGAGUCUCAUCUAAAUAAGCACAAACUUACGCCCAAAUCGUUGUUUUUACCCUGCGUGUAUUGUGACUACAAAAUGCUUAUAGAUAACGUCACCACGCAUAUUGACGUAAGCCACGGCAAAUGCCGGUACGCUUGCGGAUAUUGCAUGUACCGAACCAUGGAUCCCGAUUAUGUGUACUUGCAUCAUUUAGAGGAGCACAAAGAUAAAGAAAAAUAUAGAAUUGUACAAGUUGGCACCACUGCAGUGGCUUGUUUGGCCACAGAACCACAAAACACUUGUCUGCCAGAGGAUAUCACGAAAUAUUGCAAACCUUAUCAUUGCAAACCUUGUCAGAAAUCUUUCCUUUUCGAGAACGACUUUAAACGUAACAUGCUGCGUCACAACUUAUUGGAUUUGAUUCAAUGCGGAUUUGGAGUUGAAUGUUCCGCUUUGGAGCCCACAAACAAGAUGGUCCAGCAUUGGAACUCCGUACACAAUGUGUGCGCGUAUCAGUGCGGGUAUUGUUUCUUCAGUGCGCCGAAUCAGGUUGCCGUAUUCAUGCACCAAGUGGCAAAACAUUUUAAUCAAAGUCCGAAGGUGUAUUGCAGAAUUAAUCCCAACGAGAAUGCAGACAACCUCUUCUACAGCAGUGAAGCUAUGGCACUGCUUCCGGUUCUACGUAAACUUCCGGAUUCCAUGAAAGAACCGGAAGCGAUCGAAGCGCCACCUAAAGCUCAACCGCAAAAAUCUGAAUUAAAAGUUGCCAGCGGUUAUAACAAAGGAAAUUCCUUGCUGAAACCGCCUACGAAAGCUUCCGGGGUGACGUCGACGACCGGAAGCAAGCUGUUCCAAAUCUUGCCGAGCGAGAACCUAAUCUCGAAAAGUUUGGCGCCCAACUCCAAGUCACAAGUUUUGAAGGCUAUUCCUAAUAAGUUUAAUUCCCUGCUUUCGUUUGCCAAGACUUCUUCAUCUUCUUUAUCAUCCCUGCCGUCCACAUCUACAGGGCAAGUGUCCUUGUUACGAAAAAGGUUAUCUUUUUCGAAAGAAUCGCAACCAGUGGCGAUAGAUACAGUUGAAAUUCCUCCGGUCGAAGAUCCAUCGUCGACGGGUGAACUACCGGAACAACCGGAAGUGGAUCCUUUAAGCUUGACGGACUCUGAAAGCGAGAGUUUCUUGCAGAAGAACGCUGCUACUUCCUCGGAGGACGAUAGGUCCGACAAGAGCUCUGAAAAAUCUUCCAAACACCCCGAAAAACAAGCUUUCACUUUGUGCGAGGACAAGUGGACUACUGCUGCGCAAAUCAGGAGCCACUUGAAAACAAAACACAACGUGUCCAGUAUAACGCUAACACCCCCCGAAAGUCAGCAACAAAACAUCCCGGAACUAAACGAAUGCGGUUGGUGCGGCUACACGGACAAGGUCAAUAUGAAUUUCGUGCGGCACUUGUUGACGCACAGCAAAGAAAAGGCGGUGCCCGAUUCGGCGCCGGUGAAUCCCAUGCCGUGUUCGGACAAGAUCGAGAAAAUGUUUGAUAAGAUGACCAAUUUGGCUUUUAACGGGUUCCAAGGUAGCAAGCAGAAAACGGAAAAAGGCGAAGAAAGAGAAACAUUGCCAGAGGCGCACCUCGAUGUGUCGGCUAGGUUGACGAUGGUGAGAGACCUGAAGGAACUAAAUGGUACGCAUAAACUAGGAACCGAUUCCAUAUAUGGAAUCAGUUCCAAGUUUAAAAGUGACGAUAAGCAAGAGAUUUCUACACAUUUUACCGAGAAACACCCCAAGAACGAUAUGUUUGAUGUUAUACAAACACAGCAGAACAAAAGUCCUGACAAAAAAACACCAACAUCCGCUACAAUCUCAAAACCAUCUAAUUCUGCAACCCACUCUACGCCACCGCCAUCUUCGAUAGAUUCUUCCCUUGAAGCAGUGACCUCGGGAAAUUUCUCAAAGAAAAAAUCCCUACCCAUAAACGAGAAUUUCAUAGCGGAAAUCAACAAAGAAACUGCCAAAGCACUCGAAAAACUGACAAAUGAAAAAUUCAUUACAGUUCUUGAUGAUGACGAAGAAGAAGAUAAUAUUGUCGUAAAACAAGCGAAACCGAAGGAUAUUCCCCCGGAUAUCGAAGGCAGGCUGCCAACUCUGGAAAAAGAAAUGCUGGAUCCAUUCCACCUGACGCACUUGAUUAGAGAGUUCGGGGGAUUCGGCAACCCGUUCAACAAGCAGUUCAAUUGUCCCGUGUGCGAUAAAUUCAAGAGCAAACAGGUGGUUGAUUUCAUUUUCCAUCUGUACAUUGAGAAAAAAACCAAGAGAUUCAUGUGCACAAAAUGUUCGGCCACCUCCGUAAGCUACGACUUAAUGUGUCGUCACGUGAAAGGGCUACAUGACACCCACACCCCGUGGGAAGUCAUCAAACCACUUCCGCGUCACAAAAAACUCGAAGUUUGGAUACAGGAGCUGCUGCGCGCGCAAGCCGACACAAUAAUCCUCAAACAAGGCUUGGUCUCUGCGAAGAUCGACAGCGACAAGCCGAAGAUUCACGAGUGCGAGUUUUGCGGUGAAAAGUAUUUCAGCAAAGUUAACAUUCAAGAGCACCAAUUGGUGCACUGGAGGGACAAGCCGUUCCAAUGCGGCUCGUGUAGUUUUAGCGAUGUAAGACGCGAGAAAGUCGUGGAACACUGGAAGAAGGAGCACAAAGGUGAGUGCAAACUCUCGCUUAAAGCACCUCUGGUUGCUACGGUCAUUGCAAACAGAGACGAGAGCGACAAGGCAUCCUAUAAAGACGCCGUUAACUUAGUUGAGGAGGAAAACGAUGAUGUCACGACGAUGGAGCAAGUUUUACAGGUGGUGGAAGAGAAAGAGGUUAAAGAACCAUCAAGUAAUAAAGGUCAAAUAGUUUUUAUAUGCGAUUUGUGCGCUGUAUACACGUUCAACCAAUUGCAGAUGGAGGAUCACGCGAUAACAAAACACAACUCCACAAAGUGCUUCAAACGGUUCAUGUGGAAAGCAUAUGUAGACAACCCGAACUACAACGUGCACUGCUGGUAUUGCGACGUGCAAGGACCGGAUUUAAUGGUGCGGGACCAUCAUUCGAAAAAACACGCCGAAAACAAGUACCAACCGUACAAAUUCACGUGCGAAUUGUGCCCGCAGAGGUACGCGUCCAGCGAACACUUUAAAAUGCAUUUCGCACGGGAACACAACAACGCCGAGGUUAGGUACAGGACUUUGGACAACACGCUGCGCGAGCAAGCCAAACGAGUUUUAAACCUUUACAAGUGCGUCUUGUGCGAUUUUACGUCCACCAACUUUAAAACGAAAAACAUAAGGUUGCACGUACGCACUCACACGAAACCGUUUAGUUGCGGCGUUUGCCACAUGAGAUACGCGUGCGCCAGUCAAGUCAGGACCCACUGCCUCAAGAAACAUCCAAAUAAAACCGAAAUUAUCGAGGAAGAUGCAGAAAAGUUGAGAGAAUCUUCGGAGUUGAUGAGCAUCAUCAUCGACACUGCCGUUCCAGUAGACGUCACAAAAAAAUCCAUCACCGCGAUGGAAGAAUUCUCGUACUACGGCACGCAACCCGCGAUACUCGACCUGAAAAACAUCAAAACCGUCGUGGAAGUGAACAACGUCGGUCUUAACGUGACCGCAGAACAAUUGGGCAACAUUUUCAACUUGAAUUGUUACGUGGAAGUCGACAAAUACGUCCCCGAAAUCAAUCCUUGA